UGUUCUUAUAGCAGGGACUGUUAAAAAAAAUACAUACACUGUGCACUAUUUCUCUGCACCGUCAUGCAACGUUUGACAGAACCCUGCUUUAGCAAGUGACGUUCUAAUAAGAAGGAAUUACGAAGAGCGCUUGAAUGCGUCGCAUUUAGUCGCUAUUUUGAUUUCUCUUUACGUAACACUUAUUUACUUUCUCUGCAGCAUAGCUUUGAGUUCUGUCGUUCACAGAAGAGCAACAAAAUUUGGCCAUGCGGGUGGCAGUGAUCGGUGCGGGGGUCAUCGGUUUGUCUGUGGCCCAGAGCAUUUACCAGCAUUACCACGACAAAGUCAGUCCGUUGGCUAUAGAGAUCUAUGCAGAUGUCUUCACCCCGCUCACAACCAGUGACGGCGCAGCAGGUCUCUGGCAGCCAUACCUCUAUGACAGGGGCAACAUCCAGGAAACGAAAUGGAACAAAGAAACAUUUGACUAUCUUCUGAGCUUCCUCAACUCUCCUGAGUCAGUUAACAUGGGCAUAUUCCUCCAGUCAGGCUACAACCUCUGUACCGAGCAUGUACUAGAGCCCUCAUUUAAAGACAUUGUCCUGGGAUUUCGUGAGCUCACCCAACGAGAGCUUGAUAUGUUCCCAGGAUACAGAUUUGGUUGGUUUAAUACUGCUCUAAUGGUGGAAGGGAAGACCUACCUGCCCUGGCUUAUGAACUGGUUGACACAAAGAGGCAUCAAGUUUCACCACAGAAAAAUUAAUUCAUUUAAAGAGCUGGCUGACAGUGGAGCAGAUGUCAUCAUCAACUGCUCUGGAGUCCGAUCAGGUGAACUACAACAUGACCCUGAGCUCACUCCAGGCCGAGGGCAGAUCAUUAAGGUGGAUGCACCUUGGCUUAAGCACUGGAUUCUGACGCACAAUUUCCAAGAGGGAAUUUACUGUUCACCUUAUAUCAUCCCAGGGAGUCGUCUUGUGACUGUCGGUGGAACUUUCCAGAAGGGAAACUGGAGUCAUUGGAACAAUUCUAUUGACCAUAAAAAAAUCUGGGAGAAAGCCUGUGAACUGGAGCCCAGCCUAAAGCAUGCACGUAUUGUGGAGGACUGGACUGGUCUUAGGCCUGCACGCAAUAAAGUGAGGUUAGAGAGGGAGACCCUGCAGUCUGGAGCAAAAACAUUUGAGGUCAUCCAUAACUACGGCCAUGGAGGUUAUGGUCUGACCAUCCAUCGCGGCUGUGCAGAGGAGGCUGCCAGGCUGUUUGGAGAGAUCCUGCAGCCCAAAUCCAAACCUAAAUCUCGACUCUAAUCCAAGGUUUAAGACUAUCACCCUAAUUUAUCUUUAAAUCUUCUACUAGAAAAAAAAAACCUUCAUGAGAGGAGAACCAGAGAUCCAUAAAUCAAACUGUAUUUGUGCAAAAUGGUCAUUUUUUUAAAAGUAAUCCUUUUUUUUUUUUUUACUUCUAAUCCUACAUUUUUGCCCUCCGAAUCAUGUUUGAAAGUUUUUUUUCAAAUACACAUGAUCAAAUGACAUACUGUACUAAUGAUACAACAGUUGAAAUUAAAAUGGCAGGAACUCUUU
Electrophorus electricus (electric eel) is the source of this 1553-nucleotide messenger RNA. RefSeq names its product D-amino-acid oxidase. Gene Ontology annotation, cellular component: cytoplasm. Gene Ontology annotation, molecular function: FAD binding; D-amino-acid oxidase activity. Gene Ontology annotation, biological process: D-serine catabolic process; D-alanine catabolic process; L-proline catabolic process. NCBI's taxonomy places the organism in Eukaryota, Metazoa, Chordata, Actinopteri, Gymnotiformes, Gymnotidae. The record is from RefSeq and is a predicted model, not a curated record.